UAUACGGACCGUUUAUUUACGAAUAUGCGUUAUGUACAACUGACGCGGAGUAAUUAUUAACGGAGACAAAAGGCUGUUGAUAGUUGAUAGUACGGUUCAAGUGCAGACGAUGCGCGGGCGCAUUCAAUCGCGCGACUUAUGAUACUUAGCACGCGCGAAAUACGAUUUGAUUAAGUAAAAUGAUGCUCGCGGGAGCUCACAUUGUGGACGAACAAAGUGUGGUGUAUCAGAGUGAAGGUGCGAGGACUCUGGGAGAUGAGAAGACUCCAGUGCCUUCGUUGUCCACGCCUUCCUCGAAGCCUUCAAGCCCAUCGCGGGAGUUGGAAGUGCAAGGGCUGUCUAGGGUUCCCACCAGAGAACCAGUGGAUAUACAAUUCACAAACAUCACUUGCAACGUCAACCUUGGCUUCAACAAGGGUACAAAAGAAAUUUUACACGGUGUAAAUGGACGUCUUCGGCCGAGACAACUCAUUGCCAUUAUGGGCCCAUCAGGCGCUGGCAAAUCCACACUCCUCGAUGUUCUGUCAGGGUACAGAAUGUCUGGAGUCGGCGGCACAAUUUAUGUAAAUGGAAGAAGAAGAAUCACCAAACAUUUUAAGAAGAUGUCAUGUUAUAUACAACAAGAUGACCGAUUGCAAGGCCUGCUGACUGUUGGCGAAAAUAUGGCGCUAGCUUCAGAUCUCAAACUGCCCACUACAUUAGAUAAAUAUGGAAAAGGCGAAGUGAUUGAAGACAUCCUCACAAACCUUGGACUGUACGAACACAUCAACACGAGAGGUGCUCAGCUAUCGGGAGGACAACGAAAGAGGCUGUCAAUCGCUCUCGAGCUGAUCAAUAAUCCUCUCAUCAUGUUCCUAGAUGAACCUACCACUGGUCUGGAUAGCUCAUCUUGCUCACAAGUGGUCCACUUGUGUCGAAAUCUGGCACACCAGGGCCGCACAAUAGUCUGCACCGUUCACCAACCUUCAGCGACAUUGUUUGCUCUCUUCGAUCAUGUUUACGUGCUGGCAGCCGGCAACUGCCUUUACCAGGGUACCACGAUGAACCUGGUCCCAUACCUGGAGGAAGCUGGAAUUCCAUGCCCAAUUUAUCACAAUCCAGCUGAUUACGUAAUAGAAUUAGCGUCCGGCGAAUAUGGAGACGACAAAAUUGAACUUCUAACAACAAAAGCAGAAAAUGGAAAAGCUUUGAGUUGGUUCGAGGAUCAAGAAUCAAUACCAACGAUGGAGUCCUUGAGGAAACAGUACCCGUUGAGCGUCAUGAAGGAGCUGGAUAGCAGUUCAGGAACCGAAGAAACAUCACAAUGUAAUCAGCUCUCUGUUCUGAUUCGAAGAGGUUUCUUGAAAGCCAAGCGAGAUGCGACGCUGACCCACCUCCGAUUAAUAGUAAACGUAUUAGUGGGUGUAAUGUUGGGGACACUGUUUAUAAACGCCGGCAACGAAGGUUCAAGAGUACUCGACAACUACAACCUGCUCUUUGCAAUUCUGAUGCACCACAUGAUGUCACCAAUGAUGCUGACUAUACUCACAUUCCCUUCAGAGAUGUCGGUUCUACUAAAGGAGCAUUUUAACAGAUGGUACUCUUUGGGAUCUUAUUACAUUUCUAUCACCAUUGUGGAUCUACCAAUAUCAAUAGUAUCGUGCGCUGCGUUCAGCGUGAUUGUGUACACGAUGUCUGCUCAGCCACUGGAUGCUGCGAGGUUCACGAUGUUCUUCACCAUAUCUCUGUUCACCGUACUCGUGGCGCAGAGUUUCGGGCUCAUGGUUGGCGCCGUGUUCAAUGUUGUUAACGGCACAUUCCUUGGGCCAACGUUAUCAGUACCAAUAAUGAUGUUUGCUGGGUUCGGAGUAACUCUACGAGAUCUGCCUCCCUACUUGUAUUGGGGGUCGUACGUCUCCUACUUGAGGUACGGCCUCGAAGGAUACAUUGAUGCAAUUUAUGGCCUCAACAGAUCUACACUUGAGUGUAGUGCGGAGUACUGUCAUUACAAGCACCCCAAAGUGUUCCUGAAGGAAAUUGCGAUGAGUCCAAAUAUGUUCUGGUGGGAUGUGGGUGCUCUGACGGUGACGCUCUUUCUGCUUCGUGUCGCUGCCUUCGUGCUGCUCAAGUGGAAACUAACAGCCGUCCGAUGACCAGUUAUAGUUAAAAAAUAACUAAACCAAAAUUAUCAUAAUCACUAGAUAUUACUUGCCAGAGAAUUGAUGAAGUGCAAGCCUGAGGAUGUUUUUAGGCAGUUACUUCUCAACAUACCUAAUCUACUAAAUAUGAUAUUUUAGAAAAUAUAACUUUAAUUAAAAUAUUUAAUUGUCUUAGGUCUUAUUUUGGAGAAAUUUAUUCAAUAGAUGUAGGUAGAUUGCAAUUCCUGUAAAAUUAAACUCGAGCAAGAUCGGGUAUUUGUUUUGGAUGUAAGUUUGUAUAUGGGAGAUGAUACACCACCAUCAUGACUACAUAUUAUAGUUUUGUGUGUUAUUAUUAUAAAGAAUUCAAAAUAAAGAGGUUUGGCAGUGUACAAAGUUAUUCCGUGCUAAGCGUUAAUUCAAAAUAAUAACUAAGAAACCGCGACCAAAAAGUGUCCGAACGAUGGUGCUAAGUAUAGCUAACAUCAUAUUGGAAACGUUAAGAGAUCUAUUUUAGACUCAAUAUUUACAUUGUUAAAGUUCAAUUUCAAAUUACUCAUAUUACGUCAGUACGUCAUAACAAGGCUGACUCACUAAAAACCCUGCUCACUGGACGUGUUGAGCAGACUUUUAUCUCGGACCAAAGUGUAUAAUAAUAUAUAUAGGGAAAAGAGAGCCCUCUCGACGCAUUAUGAACUGUCUAUUUGAAAACUAGCGCCAUCUGGAGAUUAGCCCCGAAAAUAACUAUUAUAAGCUCCAAAUUAUAAAAUUCAUUUUUAAUAUUGUGACGCAAUUAAAUAAUUAACUCUACUUUUUAAUGUAGGUACUGCAAUUUUUUACCAUGUUGAAAUUGCGUGUAGAGUUAGUUAUUUAAUUUUGUCACAACAUAGAACAUAAACGAUAGAUUUAGUAGUGUAAAUAUGCAAAAUGGAACACGAGAGCUACAUACAUGCGCAAACGCUAGAACUAGCCGCCAUUUUAUGACCAGUGGGCAGUGACACAAUUAAAGAAAAGUUGAAAGGUUUCAAAGCGAGUGACAGCUGACAAAGCUUUCAUUUUCAGGCCAACUAACAGAUGGCACUACAGUCUUUUGAAAACGUCACUUUAAGGCGUCUGUCCCACCCCUGUCUCGGACACUUUGAGCGUAAUUGGAAGUUGUAUCGCACGUCAAUGGUGCUAAGGCUGCAAACCCAUUGAAGCGAAAGAGGGAAUCAAAGCGGUGCAAAACGAUUGAUGCGAAGCGACGUUGCAGACUAUGAUUGCUCAUAGAAGCGGAGCAUAACUAGCCCGAGAAUAUAAAACAGCUUAUUCAAAACAAUUGUAGAUUUUUAGUUCUUUUAUAUCGCUCGCUUACUCCUACCUCUCUCAGCGUUUUAAAUGUUUGCAUUUUUACUCUCCUCCUUAAGAUGAAACAUUGGCUAUACAAACGUUCUCGACUCUUUUAUUCAUAGUGUUUAACCCUAGAUCAAAAUAAUUAUCAACUUGUAUCUCUCUGGUCCACCAGAGAGAUAACCUGACAGCUAUGCGGCUACCUGUCAUCUCCUCUCCUCUCCGCUUUGGGAGAUACUGGGGCUUAGGCUGUUUCGAACCAAAAACUAUUUUCAUUCAAAGUAUAACAGUUAUACUUAUAUUUUAGCUACGUCAAUGGAUUACUUUUUGAUAAUCCCAGUACUUGAAGUCAUGAUGAUGCAAUGACCAAAUACCAUCAUGUGAGGAAUAUGCGAGAUCAAUGAUGACAAGUUUAGGUAUUGAAUAGCUUCUGGCACUCCUGGAAUCGCUAUUUUAGAUAGACGACUUAUGUCGGGAUUAGUAAAUAAUGUUAAUAUUUACCCACUAAUUAAUGCGUUUUUCACCAAUCAAAUACAGUAAAAAAAAUAUUAAUUGAUUUAAUAAUUAUUAUAUUGAGUGACACCGGUUCUUUAAAGAUAAUAAAUACUUGCUCGUUAAAAUAUAAAAUGUACAACCUAAUUUUUAUUUAUUUUUUUGCAUUUUUACCAUGAAUUGAAUUUGUAACAUAUUAUAACAAUGUAUGAAAUUGUUAGUUAUUCACAAUAAUUAUGCUAUUCAUAGAUAUAAUACUGUGAAAUCUAGCCUUAAUUACUUAAUUGUCAUGUAUAAAAUAAAUACCAAACAUUAAUAAAAAAUAGGAGUUUUAAAUAUAUUUUAUCGUUGUAAAUGCCUACUGCCAAUGCGAUAUUUUUGAUAAAUCAAUGUGUUUUAAAAUAAAUAACAUAUAAUAUUUAAAUAAUUAAUGCAAUUGUAAGGAGCUGUGAUAUAACACAUUAAAAUACAUAAAAACAUAUUGCCUAUUAUUAAUUAAUACAGUUAAGAGAUAUUAUGUAGUCAUAUUAUUAUGAUAAUUUGUUUGUAUUUGUUUUUAUAGAAUAUGGGUUGAUGUUUGUCUGAUAGUAGGUAGCUUUAGUAACCAAAAAUAAGUAUAAUAUAAUAGAUAUGUAAGUUACAGAAAGAUAGGGGCGUGGGGGUACGACCACAAAGGGGAUACAGGGGACAACCGGGUUGCAAAAACUAUAUGUAACAGAUACGCAUACUGGACAAUAAACUAAGAAUAUACGACCUGACAGCCUCAUUAUAGACAGUCAAUUUGUGUGAUAGCUAGUGGUUUAAUAUUCAAAAUACUAAGAAGUUAAUUCAAACCGUGGCUGACUUUUUACGACUUUUAAAUCAAAAUCGGUUACAGUUACAAUAGAUUCGCUUACCUUUUCUUUCUUGCUGUAUCUCCCUAAGGUCUUCUCUCUCGUGCACCUUGUUCGUCUAUAUAGCAAAACACAUGAUCGGAUAAGUACGGCCGAACCAUUGGACGCGGUCUGGUUGCGGUAUUCGAUGUUAUGCCCAUUGUCUAUAGUACAAUAUUAUUAUUAUUACCGUACCGAAUACGAAGCCGGACUUAUUGUUGCGAGGCGCCCACCGGACAGUCCGAUGGUCCAGCCGUACCAAAUCUUACCAUGUGUUUAAGCUAUUACGUUGGACAGUGUACCAUAAACUGACAGCUACUUUAUGUACCGAAUUUAUCGGCCAUGGUACGAUCACAAUUCAGAAACAACUUUGAUAAUAGUUUUAUUUUUUUUCACUCAAUGAAAAGCUCGCUUUUAGUCCCUGGUACGAGGGACAAAAGUGGCCGAUUCUCUCCCGGCAAGACGACUUUUGUCCCCCGUACCAGAGACUAAAAGAGGCCUUUUUAUCCAGAUGGGGAAAAAAAUCGUAUACGCACCAUGUGAGAUAAGUAGGACUAUUGACGCGGAAAAUUGACAAUCACGAGUGAGAAUGAUCUUCUUCUCUCCCUAGGUGCGUAAUAUACUAUUAUCAGCAGUCCAGUGUAUAUAAAUUAUACUAACUGCAUACGCUUGUCUUAGUUAACCCCUCCCGCCCCUAUAAAGCGCGGGGAAAGAUUCAUUCAUACAUUUUACAUACUAUUCAAAUUAAAAUUUGUAAUUCAAUCCUUCAAAGAUUUUUUAAAUUCAAAUAUUGUAAUAUAUCGAUUGCAGCAGUAGAUAUAAUAUCAGGAAUUCGGAUAUAGUUUGUUAUUUACUUAUUUUUUAUCUAGCCAGUGCCAUCUGUUAUAAAUCAUGACGCUAAUAAUUGUUAUUCGUAAAUAGAUUGUAAAUUUUAUCACUAAUUCAAAUUACCAAAGAUAAACAAUUGUAUAGAAAUAAACAAUAGAUACGGACAGGUAAGCAAUACAUAUAAAUAAGAUGUGAGGGCAACAUUUGAAGAUCAUUAUUUAUAUUUCUAAUAAACUAGUCUGGACUUGGAUAUGAAUAAGAGUGCUUUUAUUAAACAUUAUUAUAAGGGACUCAGGGGCGUGCUUGUCAUAUAGGCUAUUAGGCAGUGCCUACCUCGUUAUGAACCUAAAUAAAUAUAGUGUUAAAGUUAAUUUAGUUUAGGUUCUGUUAUUUUAUAAACAAACUUCUAUUGAACUCAUAAAUUUUUCUAAUAUACCUACGGUUAGCAAUCACAUGCUCAACUACGACUAGUUAGAUCUACAGUGCCUACCUUAGAAAACCAAUGCACACCCCUGGUACACAUUCAUUCAUCGAUAAUCAGUUUGAGUUUGAUUGUCCGUUAACGGCCAUUUGUCGGAUGUUUUUUUUUUAUGACAAUAAGAGACGAGAAGAACAGGACGUUCAGCUGAUGGUAAUAGAUACUCCCUGCCCAUUAUAAUGAAAUGCCGCUCAGGAUUCUUGAAAAACCCAAAAAUUCUGAGCGGCACCACAUUUGCACUCGUCAACUCGAGACAUAAGAUGUUGUCUCAUUUGCCCAGUAAAUUCACUCGCUACGGCGCCCUUCAGACCGAAACACAAUAAUGGUUACACAUUACUGCUUCAUGGCAGAAAUAGGCGCCUCACACUGGUAAAUUAGUUUACUGAUUUAAAGAGUAUGAGACCCUUUUCAUGAUCAUGACGUGUCAUAUAGAAUAGACAGUGUCGCAUUUUCCGUUUCUGAAUUCUGGCUGGCUCUGUCUAAGAGCACAGUGUUCCCACGCCGAGUCGACAACCGUAUUCCUGAAGGCACCCCAAUACGUACCUAGUCCUCAAACAAGUAGUUUUUUGUCUUUUUUCUUACACAAAAUACAAUUUAGUCAUAAUCAUACACUGAAUUUUGUAGCCAGUUCCAUGAAACUAUAGACAAUAGUGAUUUCGUUGCAAUACAGUAGGCUUUAGAAAUAAUAAUAAAUCAAUAAAUAGUUUUUUGAUAUAAUUUGACGUUUUGUUUUGAGUACAAGCAAAUUUGACAAAUUAUUGCAUUAUCUUAUGACGUAUUGUUAAAGUGAUAUAGAUUAGGAUGUCGCAGUCGCUCGUUGUACCGCUUCGUUGCGGCGUAUAUAUGAGCGAAGCGAGGUAAACUAAGUCUGUGUACAAAAACUGACGCUUAUAGAUCAUGAACAUUCGAGAAUAAUCAAAGGAUAGCUGUGUGACAGUUAAAAUUUAUUGUGAUUUGAUCAAUCGGCUCAAUAUUUAAAUAAACAUAAACAGCGCGUGCUAGUUUAGAAUAAUUUGUAAAUCAUGUUUAUUUAAAAUUAUAAUAAUUGAAUCGAGUCGAAAUUCAAAAUUUUAUCUCGACAAUAACCGAGAAAAUUUCGAAAGCUUUCUAUGAAUUAAUUUUUUUUUUAAAUUGGGGUCACCGGUUGGGAGCACCGCUCAGCUUCGCAUCGCUCAAUAAAUACUAAUAUAAUUUAAAUCACUGUUUUUCGUACGGUUUCAUGUGCAGGCCAUAAAUAGUUUAUGUCUUCGAUUAUUUACAGUCUCAUAUGUUUUCUAAAUAGCUUUAUUAUUAUUUCAUUACAAAAGUGUCAUUUUGGAAAUACCAAUAUUUGUUCAAGAUCCGCGACCUGAUAUCUGCAGAUGUGUAUUCUUAACGAAACCUAAUUUAAAUGAAUCAAUAAUAGAACAAAGCAACAGACCAAUUAGAGACCGCCUCAUAAACUAACGAUAAGACAAAUUGUGAAAAUAUCACUGCCUUACAAUAUCACUACAGUGUACCCGUGACAUUACAAUGUCCUUAAAAACCAGGCCGUUAAAUUGCAAGAAAUGAAGUCGAUUGACAAUCUACCGUUUUAUUAUAGUAUCACUUUGGUAUUGACAAUAUAACUGUGACAUAAAUAUACUACUUAUAUAUGAUAUGAAAUAGAUGACAUAUAUAUGAGAGAGAACAAUUAAUAAUUAAAAAAUUAACGCGUUAUAAUGUUUUACACCUAGCAAUAACCUCACAUACAAAAAUGCGUUUAUUAAAAAUACAAGAAGAAACUAAAUAAUAUAAACGUGAACAGUACCAAUGACUCAUUUAAAUUAUGUUUCAUUUAAAUUAUCAGAUAGCGGUAGAAAUCAGCACCACGAUCUAAAUCGAAUUGGUAUUUAGUAGAUAAUUAGUCAUCAAGUUCACUUGGUUACUUUGAUUUGUUUUUAUUUCAUUAUCAAGGCUUAAAAUUGUAUGUACUUGUUUAUGAAGUAAUCAUUCAAUUAUUGUACUUUUUAUCAAUUUAAAAAAGAUUAUAUCAUUUCAAAUCAAAUCAAUAAUAUUUUUAUUUCAAAGGUUGAUCAUAUUACACUUGAAAUACGAGUAUGUAUUUUUUUUCAUGUAUGAAUAAGUGUAAGGAAAUCUGCCUUCCGAGCUACAGUUCGGAUUUUUGAGAAAAACGAGCAAGAAACUCUAAGGUUGCUCUUUUCAAAACAGAUAAGUUAUUACAAGUUCUUAUUUUCAGUCAAAAAAGUAAAUUAAUAAUAAAAACACAAGAGUUAUUGAGUGCAGUAGAUGCAUCAAUCCACACAUAUCGUAAAUAAAUAAAGGCAUUAUGCGAGCCUUUUAUUCGCUAUAUAUAUUAAAAAAAACAUGAAGCAGACCUCCCGGUAACAGAACUACCUAGCCACCACAAUUAGCGGCCGUUCACAGCAUGACACAUGGACCAGCCAUAAUUUUAAGCGAGCCUGACGAUGCCUGUCAGAGAAAUUUACCAAAUAAUAAAAGAAAAUUCAUCUGUAUAAUAUAAUACAAUACUUACUAAAUGCCUUUACAUACAAUUCAACAUUGUGUCGUGUUUCGUCGAGUUUUAUUAUUGUAUACUAAUUCUACAUGCGACAUGUUUAUGUGAAUAAACUAAAUUAUCUGCUCAAUUAUUAUUAUAUGACGGAUUAAUACAGAUUUAUUUAAUUAGUAUUAGCAUAUGGUUAACUAAUUUUUUGUAUAGUUUUAAUAUCGUCACUAUGUUAAAAUAUUAAACAUGUUUAUAAACUUUGAAA
This is a messenger RNA of Leptidea sinapis, 8869 nucleotides long. Its product is annotated as ATP-binding cassette subfamily G member 4. The transcript has 11 exons. NCBI's taxonomy places the organism in Eukaryota, Metazoa, Arthropoda, Insecta, Lepidoptera, Pieridae. Gene Ontology annotation, cellular component: plasma membrane. Gene Ontology annotation, molecular function: ATP binding; ATP hydrolysis activity; ABC-type transporter activity. The record is from RefSeq and is a predicted model, not a curated record. Bases 180 to 2132 code for a protein of 650 amino acids.